GGGACGCUGUUAUAAAAUAUCCUAAAACUUGGUAUCGAAGACGCGAAGGAAGCCACCGCAAAAUCUUUUUUUUUUUUCUUUUGUUGGUUCCCAACAAACGGAUUGGAGGUCGAAAUCGAGGCGCAUUUGUGCGAACCGGCAGUCGUGCAAAGGAAUUCAAAAGAGCAACAUCUAAUUGCACUCUAAGCCCAAGACAAAACGGACAAUGACGGGCCCUGAAGCGAAACCUCGGUCGCCGGUGCUUACCAAAGUGUGGUCAGUGUUUGAUCUGAUAGUGGAAGUGGCACUGUUCGUAAUAGAUGUCGUUAGAGUGUUUUUAAUUGGUGUGCCGAUUUUGUUUCAACGCACCUUCCGUAUGGUGUUUCCUAACGAGCUGAAAAACGUGACAGGUCAACUUGUGCUGAUAACCGGUGGUGCCGGAGGCCUUGGAAGGGAGAUGGCCAUUAAGUUGGCUAAUCAAGGUUGCAACAUAAUCAUAGUGGACGUGAACUUGAAACUGGCCGAGCAAACCUGUGAAGAGCUGCGCGGGAAAAACGUUUCUACUUAUGCGUUCAGAGCGGAUGUAUCUUCGUAUGAUGAGGUCCGAGCCCUGAUGGAUACCGUCUAUAGAGAGAUCGGGCCGAUAGACAUCCUGAUCAACAAUGCUGGUUUGAUCCAUUUUACGUUCCUGCAGGAUAGCACCGUUGAGGAUAUCCACAGGUUGAUUGAUGUGAACGUGAAAGGAUACAUAUGGACCACCAAGGUUGUGCUGGAUAGAAUGAUGGAACGCAAACGCGGUCACAUUGUGGCCAUCUCUUCCUUAUCCGGUGUGCACGCGUUCCCGUGGGCAGUCGUCUACUCGACGUCCAAGUUUGCCGUCAACGGUUUCAUGGCCGCCAUGACCGAACAACUCCGCCUGCAAGGCUUUGCUGAUCAAAUCCAAACGACUUGUGUCUGUCCGUACUACAUUGCCACAAGGAAAGAUAUCGUCGAGUUUCUGCAGAAACCUCGAUUCAAAUUGCUGUCAACGAAAUAUACAGCAAAGAUUGCAGUCGAAGGAAUUCUACGGAACGAGUCGUUCGUAUGUGUACCUCCCCUGUUUGACUUAGGACUAAGGAUCAUGCAGUUGUUUCCCUUGAAGGUGCAACAAUUGGUCAGAGAUUUAAUUAUGAGAGAAUAUGAACUACAUGCGGCUCUAUAAAAUGAAGAUCUAUUUGUUAGUACUCAAUGUGAUUAUUAUUGAUACAAUAAUAUAAAAAAGGAAUUCAAUGAUAAAACUGAAUGUACAAUGUUCGGUGCAAGUAUCUAACGUAUAUAUAGUGUAUCUAACAGUUGCUCGUAUUUUUUUGGCAUAUUUCAUAACUUUUUAUGACGCUAAAAUGUUUUACUCAUUAUAAGCUACAUUGAUGAAAUUUUGAGCGAGAUCGAGUGGGUUUUCUAAAAGUUAUAUACACUCCCGAUCAAAAAUUUCGGGUCACCCCCUCAAAAACAUGUCAUUUUUAGGCCCAAUUUGCGUCCGAUUUCAAAACCCUAGGUCUCAUUCAAAAAAUAAUAUGUUAAAGUAUCUUUGAACAUGAUUUAUGUGAAACUUUCACAUAAAUGCUUGUAUGUAAUUUUAACUAAAAGUUGCCAAAUUUUCUAAAAAAUGAAUAUAAACUUACUCUGGAAAUUGAGUCGAUCAAAUUUUAUGAUGACGGUAAUAUAGCCUAUUUUCCAUUAGAUUUCAUCUGCUUUUUGCCGAACUUGGCUAAAAAAUUUAGGAAAAAAGGUAUUAAGUAAAUUAAUUCAUGAAGUCAUCGACCAAAAGUUUGGGGUCACCCCUCAAUAUGAUGUAUCAGCCAAAAAUUUGGGGUUACUUUCGUGAAACAUGGAAAAGUGAUUUGGUAACAGCGAUGCCAGAUGGAUUUCUGUAUCACUCGUUCAAAAAUCUGUAUCCCAUACAAAAUUUGGGUGGAAAAUUUGUAUCCUAUACAAAUGAAAAAUCUGUAUUCCAUAUAAACGCAAUCUGUAUAGAUGUUCAAAAAUCUGUAAAAUACAGAUAAAUCUGUAUAUAUGGCAUCCCUGUUUGGUAAUAUCUUCGUCAUUUAUAGUUCCAAUAGUGACCCCAAACUUUUGGUCGAUGACACCAAGAGAUAAUUUACCUAAUAACUUUUUUCCUAGAUUUUUAAGCUAAGUUUGAUAAAAGCAGUUGAAAGCUAAUAGAAAAUAGGUUAUUUUACCGUUCUCAUCUUAAAAUUUGGCCGCCCCAAUUCCUUACGACACUGCCGUAAGUUUAUAUUCGGUUUUUAGAAAAUUUGGCAAUUUUGGGUUAUGUUGACAUACAAAUAAUUUUGUAAAAGCUUCAUCUAAAGCAUUUUCAAAGGUACUUUGACUUAUUAUCUUUCGAAUGAGAGCUAGGGCUUUAAAAUCUGACGCAAAUUGGCGGAGAUACGGCCUAAAAAUGAUAUGUUUUUGAGGAGGUGACCUCAAACUUUAGAUUAGCUUUUGGUAAAACUUUUUAGUGAGCAUUUUUUUGUGCUCCACGUACGAAUUGCGUAUGCAAGACCUUUUUGUAAAUCAAUUGUAAUGUUGCUCAUGUUUGAUCUUCAUGAAAAUGUAUUUCAUUUUAUUUGCAGGAGCAAAAGGAAUCAAUUUUUAAUAUCAAAAAUAGAUUCUACAUUUAGAUUCCUAUGCAAACCAUGAAUUUUUAUACAUAAGUAACAGCGAAUUCAAAAAUAUUAAAUAAAUGAAGAAAACAAUAUUUGGACCUUGUGAAAUGUUAUUCGGUCUGUUAAUUCACAUAUCUGAAAAAGAAUUGAUCAUUUUUACAAAAACAGUGAAAAAAUUCAAACAAAAUUUAAAAAGGUCUAGUCAUUUCUUUUCAUUUAUUUAGUUUUUUUAAUUCACAGUAAAUUAAAUACGAGUGGGUGUAGGAAAAAAAUCUCAUUGAAAACCAUACGUAGACUUUAUUUUUGGUAUAAAAAGAUUAAAAAAUGCUUCCUUUGCAUGUUUUGGAAAUCGAUGAAAAAAUCUAGAAAAAAUAGUAAGAAGAAUUUGACUAUCCUAGGCUACUUGGCAAACUUUGACGUCAGCUUUCUACAGAAAAAUAAUAUAAAAAAUCGAAAGGUAAUGUUUUUGAAAAGUUUAAAAAUUUAAACUAAACGAUUUUACUUAAAACUUAAGCAAACAAUCUUCAAUAGAUAAAUAACCAUCAAUUAAAAUGCCAGCGAAUAUGAUUACGAUUAAAAAAGUUGUGAGCAUUUCAAUAGAUAAAAUAUGACAAAAAUAGCUGUACGAGCAAAUAUUUAAUACACUGUAAUCAUGAGUGUCAAAGACAACAUUGUACAUUGGAAAGUAUAUAAGAACAAAAUCUAAAAAUCAUGUCUUAUCAAAACUUUGUUUGAUUUUUU
Aedes albopictus (Asian tiger mosquito) is the source of this 3368-nucleotide messenger RNA. Its product is annotated as 17-beta-hydroxysteroid dehydrogenase 13. The transcript has 5 exons. Gene Ontology annotation, molecular function: oxidoreductase activity, acting on the CH-OH group of donors, NAD or NADP as acceptor. Lineage: Eukaryota; Metazoa; Arthropoda; Insecta; Diptera; Culicidae. The record is from RefSeq and is a predicted model, not a curated record. The coding region runs from base 206 to 1180 and encodes 324 amino acids.